This is a messenger RNA of Phaeodactylum tricornutum CCAP 1055/1, 1311 nucleotides long. RefSeq lists its product with no specific name. Gene Ontology annotation, cellular component: membrane. The transcript is spliced from 2 exons. NCBI's taxonomy places the organism in Eukaryota, Bacillariophyta, Bacillariophyceae, Surirellales, Neidiaceae. The record is from RefSeq and is a predicted model, not a curated record. Gene Ontology annotation, molecular function: ammonium channel activity. Gene Ontology annotation, biological process: ammonium transmembrane transport; ammonium homeostasis. The annotation marks the transcript as partial.
GGGAGUCGCGAAUUCUCUCGUUCGGUGCUGCUCGUCUACGCUGCUGCACUCGUAUUCUUUAUGCAAGCCGGCUUCGCCAUGCUCUGUGCCGGAGCCGUCCGGAAAAAGAACGUGCAGAACACCAUGCUCAAGAACUUGUUGGACGCCUGUGGAGCCGCCGUCGCCUUUUUCAUCGUGGGCUACGCUAUAGCCUUUGGAGGCAUGGAACCGGAAUCGCCCAACAAGACAUUUCUCGGGAACACCAAUUUCUUUUUAAUGGGAGUGGACGAUUUGGCCUUUUGGUUGUUCCAGUACGCCUUUUCCGCUGCCUCUGCAACCAUCGUCGCGGGAACUUUGGCCGAGCGCUGCCAAAUGGUUGCCUACUUGUGUUACUCCGUAAUGUUGACGGGAUGGGUCUAUCCGAUUAUCGCGCACGCGAUUUGGUCACCCAACGGUUGGCUCUCCGCCAGUUCCGUGGAUCCGCUAUGGGGUGUCGGCAUGGUCGAUUUCGCCGGCUCGGGAGUAGUGCACAUGACUGGAGGCGUUACCGCCUUGUUCGCCACUCUCAUACUCGGACCUCGCCGUGGACGGUUUCACGAUGAAACCGGACGCCGGCUCGACAAACCAAAAUCCUUUCCCGGACACUCCGUGGCCUUGCAGAUGCUCGGUACCUUCAUUCUCUGGUUUGGUUGGUAUGGAUUCAAUUGCGGUUCGGCGUUACUCAUCGACAAGCCCGGUGCUAACGAUAUUGCCGCCUUGGCGGGCGUCAAUACGACACUUUCUGCCGGAGUCGCUGGGAUAGUUGCACUCUUUGUCAACCUCUGGUACCUCGAGCGAACAACCGGAGAACCUUUUUUUGAUUUGACCUACGCCAUGAACGGAUCCCUUUCGGGUCUCGUGGCCAUCACAGGAGGUUGCGCUGUUCUCGAGCCCUGGGCGGCAGCGGUCACUGGAGUCGGUGCCGGUAUCUUGUACAUGGUUGGAUCACGAGGUUUGGUCAUGUUGCGAUUGGAUGACGCGGUUGACGCGAUUCCCGUUCAUUUUGUGAACGGGGCCUGGGGUCUCAUGUCGGUCGGAUUGUUCGCGUCACCAGCACGCUUGCUGGCCGCGUACGACAACGACGCUCAUCCUGGAUGGUUCUAUUCCCUACGAAACGGCAAAUCGGACGGGCGUUUGGUUGGAGUUCAGCUGGUAGGCAUUGUAUUUAUCGUGGGAUGGGUCAUGGUGAUUAUGUUGCCCUUCUUCAUUUGGUUGGAUUGGAAGGGAUGGUUCCGGUCGGAUCCUUUGGAAGAAAUUGUGGGAUUGGACACGUCGUACCACGGUGGUCUCGCU